AGCAGGCACACCAUGCUUUCUCUAGACUUUGGAUCCAAGGCUCGGUCUAUGGCAAGACAUGUAGCCUGCUGGGGUCUACAGGAGCAUCAAGGAACUAGGCUGGACCUGUCCUGAAGAACAGGACAGUGAACGCACCAUGAAUAACACAGGAAGUUCCGGAAAUUCCACUUACAAGUGUAUAUUCGACGAAGACUUUAAAUAUGUUCUCCUUCCGGUGUCCUACGGGAUUGUGUUCUGCGUGGGGAUAAUACUCAACGUCCUAUCUCUAUAUAUCUUUCUGUUCCGGGUUAAGCCCUGGAAUGCGUCUACCACCUACAUGUUUAACUUGGCUAUAUCGGACAUGAUGUACGUCAUCUCCUUGCCCCUCCUAGUGUACUAUUAUUCUAAGGGCGACGACUGGCCGUUCGGAGAGGCCUUGUGCAAAAUUGUCAAAUUUCUGUUCUACACCAACAUGUACUGCAGCAUCUUAUUCCUGUUGUGUAUCAGCAUCCACCGCUUCCUGGGAAUCUGCUACCCAAUGAAAUCUCUUGGUUGGCUAAAGGUGCGGAAUGCCCGGAUCGUAUCGGUCAUUGUCUGGAUUGUGGUAAUUGCCUUCCAGUCCCCCAUACUCUACUUCGUGACCAUCAGCGCCAAUGGGGACACCACCAUCUGCCACGACACAUCCAGCGUGGACUUGUUUGACAACUUUGUGAUUUACAGCACCGUGAACCUGGUCCUGCUGUUCUGUGUCCCUUUCGUCACCAUCAUCAUCUGUUAUGUUUUAAUGACUCGAGCCCUUCUUCAGCCGGCGGCAGCCUCUUCCGACACGACCAAUUCCAAGAGGAAGUCUAUUAAAAUGAUCAUUAUUGUAAUGUCGGUGUUCAUCAUUUGCUUUUUGCCUUUCCAUGUGAACCGUACCUUGUACUACUACUUCAGGAAGUUAGACCUUGACUGUAGCGUUUUGAAUGCAAUCAACGUAGCCUACAAAGCUAUGCGACCCCUGGCCUGCGCCAACAGCUGCCUGGACCCCAUCUUGUACUUUCUUGCCGGACAAAGUGUUCGCAGGAAUAUUAUUUCCAGGAAUGGGAUCACCAAACUAAAGAGCAAGUUUGCAUCCUACCAUAAUAACUCCAGUUUGGUUACGAACGUAAAUGCCACUGACAGUAGCCCCGCCCCCUGCCCCAGUCCGGCUACAAGCACCAAGGUGUGAAUAGACCGCCAUACUUGUGCGUCACUGGAGAAAAUGAUGUAGGACUUGGAAGCUGUUAUGUCACAGUACGUGGCGUCGGUUCUUUAGCAACUCAUGGACAAUCCAUUAUUCCAGGUGGUGGACAUGUUUUUAGAAGAAAACAAUCACUGUACGAGGGCUGCAUCCAUAACGCAUUUAAAUGAAGUUAUCUAUUUAUUUAGAAAGGGAAUGGCCGAGUAGGAUUGGCUGCAGAGCUGGUCAAGAAACGAUAGGGGAUCUGUCUUUGGAGAAUGACAGGUCAACAGUUAUAUCUGUCAGUAGAGAGUAUAUUCAGAGCGAGAGAGAGAGAACGUGCUGAAUUUCAUGGAUCUGUGGGUCUAUGUUCUAACCCUUAGAGAGAGAUAAAGUGGACUGAGAUAAAGUACCAGCGAAUCAGCUCCUAACUGUCACUUUACAGGCUGUGUUUGAAAAAUGACAUUUAGGAGGUGGUUGGUUGGUACUUUGGGGGACAUUUACUAAGCAGUGAUAAGAGAAGUGAGCCAGUGGAGAAGUUGCCCAUGGCAACCAAUCUGCACUGAAGUAACAUCUGUAAUUUGCAUACUAUAAAAUGAUACAGAGCUGCUGCUUUGUUGAUGGGGCAACUUCUCCACCUGCUCACUUCUCCGCCCUUAUCACUGCUUAGUAAAUGUCCCCCUUUUUUAUCUUUGUCCACUUUAUCUCUCUCCAAGGCUUAGUACAUAGAGUCCUGUUUUCUCAGCCUGAGGGGGAGAUGUAUCAAGCCUUGGAGAGAGAUAAAGUGGAACUAAUUAGCUUCUAACUGUCAUUUACCUAGCACAGUUUUUUUUUAUGAAAAGCUGAUUGGUUGCUAUAUCUCCAUGGCUUGAUACAUUUCCCCCUGUGUCUGAAUGAGCCUUUUUACUUGCUUCUUCAGACUCUAAAGGGGUGAUUCAAUUCCAGGUGAUGUGCCGACAAACAUCACUGCACACAUUACUGCCUAUUUCGGUAGUAAAUCACUGAUUAUCCUGUACAGUUCUAUGGGGUGAGAAGCUAAAUUAGCGAAGAUGGAUGAUUGGCCCUCAUUCCGAGUUGUUCGCUCGCAAGCUGCUUUUAGCAGCAUUGCACACGCUAAGCCGCUGCCUACUGGGAGUGAAUCUUAGCAUAGUAAAAUUGCGAACGAAAGAUUAGCAGAAUUGCGAAUAGGGGGUAAUUCCAAGUUGAUCGCAGCAGGAAAAUUUUUAGCAGUUGGGCAAAACCAUGUGCACUGCAGGGGGGCAGAUAUAACAUUUGC
Messenger RNA from Pseudophryne corroboree (corroboree frog), 2456 nucleotides. RefSeq names its product purinergic receptor P2Y2 (gene P2RY2). The transcript is spliced from 2 exons. The record is from RefSeq and is a predicted model, not a curated record. Gene Ontology annotation, biological process: G protein-coupled receptor signaling pathway; transepithelial chloride transport. Gene Ontology annotation, cellular component: plasma membrane. Gene Ontology annotation, molecular function: G protein-coupled UTP receptor activity; G protein-coupled purinergic nucleotide receptor activity; A1 adenosine receptor binding. The coding region runs from base 137 to 1189 and encodes 350 amino acids. NCBI's taxonomy places the organism in Eukaryota, Metazoa, Chordata, Amphibia, Anura, Myobatrachidae.